Tetrahymena thermophila SB210 is the source of this 1362-nucleotide messenger RNA. Its product is annotated as Myb-like DNA-binding domain protein. Gene Ontology annotation, molecular function: transcription cis-regulatory region binding; DNA-binding transcription factor activity. Gene Ontology annotation, cellular component: nucleus. Gene Ontology annotation, biological process: regulation of DNA-templated transcription. The transcript has 3 exons. The record is from RefSeq and is a predicted model, not a curated record. Lineage: Eukaryota; Ciliophora; Oligohymenophorea; Hymenostomatida; Tetrahymenidae.
AUGGGUAAAUCUCAAAAAGAAGAUAAAAAAUCAACUGAAAAGAAGCAAAAAGAUAUACCAUAAAUAGAAAAGAAUAUCGCUAAAUAGAAGGGUUAAAAUGGAGAGAAAAAAUCUUAAAAUGGUAAAAAAAAAGAGAAAGCUCAAAAAAAAAGCGUAUAAUUUAAUUUAGAGGAUAAUUAGGAGUUUGAAAUAGAGUCUCGUGCUAAAAAAUAAAAGUAGCAAAAUAGUUAAUCAGACGAAAAUAAUGAUUAAAUUAAAACAAAUGCCAUAAAUUCUACUCAAAAUGAAAGAGGUUGGAAUCAAAAAAUUGAUGAAAAGUAAACAGGAAAAUUUACAGAUGAUGAAAUUCAACUAUUAAAAGAAUCUAUGUGCAAAUACGCUUUUGAAAAAGGCUUGGGAGAAAGCGGACUUUUAAAGUUAGUCUCAGAAAAAGCUACAAAAGAAACUUUGGGAGCCUGGACUUAAAUUGCUGAAGUUUUACCUUACAGAAGUGUAUAAAGUUGUCAUAAUUUUUGUAGAAGACGCUUCAACCCUAAUAAUUAUGGAGGAAAGUGGACACCUCAAGAGACUAGCGAGUUAUUAGCUCUUGUAAAAGAGCAUGGAAGAAAGUGGAAGCUUAUCGGUCAAUAACUAGGAAGAACAGAAACUAACGUGAGAGAUAAAUACAAGUCAUUAGGUGAGGAUAAUGCAGAAUAAAGAAAAAUAGAGUAUUGGAAUUUAGAUGAAUUAAUUUAACUUAUUCAGUUAAUAUCUGAACACACUGGAAUAAAGUUGCUUAAAAAUAAGAAAUAAAUGAAGUUGGAGAUUAAAUCAAAUGGUUAAAAAAUUAGUGAAUAGUCAGAAGAAUUUAACUAGAAUCGCUAGAGGGUAAGAGAUAUCUAGCAUGUUGAUCCUAGCGUUAAAUUUAUUCUAAAUUUUAUAAGUUUUAAGAAUUUGAAGGAAUUAGAAAAUCAAUCUAUUCCUUGGACAAAAAUAUCAAAUGAAAUGAAAUAGAGAUCUAAAGAUGACUGUAAAAACAAAUGGACUCAAAGCCUUAUAAAAAUUUUUUAUGAAUAUUCUGGAAAUUUUGAAUAAGAUGACGAAGAAGAUUUGGUUUAACAAAUUUAUGACCAAGAAAUCGAUAGUGAAUCAGAGAUUGAUUUUUCAAAAAUUUAAAAUGGUAAAACUCCUCUUGAAAACAAAAUGAAAUGGAAUAUUUUGAAGAAGAGAGUUACCUCACGCCAAAACGUGACUGUUCCUAAUGUUCUCAAAGAAUUAAUGAGUUAAUUUUCUUCAUCAAAAAGUUAAUCUGUUUCUGAAAACAUUAUAAAUAAUUCAAGUACAGAGCUAAUAAACUAUUUUAAAGUUAAUUAUGAGAAUUGA